Messenger RNA from Oncorhynchus keta (chum salmon), 1089 nucleotides. RefSeq names its product histidine-rich protein PFHRP-III-like. The coding region runs from base 1 to 1089 and encodes 362 amino acids. The transcript has 2 exons. The record is from RefSeq and is a predicted model, not a curated record. NCBI's taxonomy places the organism in Eukaryota, Metazoa, Chordata, Actinopteri, Salmoniformes, Salmonidae.
AUGUGUGUAUUAUGGGUUCAUUUAGAAGAUGCUGAUUCAGCUGGGGGAAACCCCCACCACAGCCUCAACCCCCACCACAGCCUCAACUCCCACCACAGCCUCAACCCCCACCAUACCCUCAACCCCCACCAUACCCUCAACCCCCACCACAGCCUCAACCCCCACCACAGCCUCAACCCCAACCAUACCAUAAACCCCCACCACAGCCUCAACCCCCAACACAGCCUCAACUCCCACCACAGCCUCAACCCGCACCAUACCCUCAACCCCCACCAUACCCUCAACCCCCACCACAGCCUCAACCCUCACCACAGCCUCAACCCCAACCACAGCCUCAACCCCCACCACAGCCUCAACCCCCACCACAGCCUCAACCCCAACCACAGUCUCAACCCCCACCAUACCAUAAACCCCCACCACAGCCUCAACCCCCACCACAGCCUCAACUCCCACCACAGCCUCAACCCCCACCAUACACUAAACCCCCACCACAGCCUCAACCCCCACCACAGCCUCAACUCCCACCACAGCCUCAACCCCCACCACAGCCUCAACCCCCACCACAGCCUCAACCCCCACCACAGCCUCAACUCCCACCACAGCCUCAACCCCCACCACACAUUAAACCCCCACCACAGCCUCAACCCCCACCACAGCCUCAACUCCCACCACAGCCCCUCAACCCCCCACAGCCUCAACUCCCACCACAGCCGCAACCCCCACCACAGCCUCAACUCCCACCACAGCCUCAACCCCCGCCAUACACUAAACCCCCACCACAGCCCCAACCCCCACCACAGCCUCAACUCCCACCACAGCCUCAACCCCCACCAUACAUUACACCCCCACCACAGCCUCAACCCCCACCACAGCCUCAACCCCCACCACAGCCUCAACUCCCACCACAGCCUCAACCCCCGCCAUACACUAAACCCCCACCACAGCCUCAACUCCCACCACAGCCUCAACCCCCACCAUACAUUAAACCCCCACCACAGCCUCAACCCCCACAGCCUCAACUCCCACCACAGCCGCAACCCCCACCACAGCCUCAACCCCCACCACAGCCUCAACCCCGCCAUACACUAA